UUUUUAACGAUAUAUGUCUUGUAUGGAAUGAUAAUUUAAAUAAAUGCAAAAGAUAGAAAAAUUGAAUUAGCGCGUCAACAAUAAAUCCGAUUGGUUUGUAAUUUACUAAUUACUAGUUAUUAUUAACAAUAAUCGUAAACUACUACUUAUGAUCGUGUAUACAUUUUUCAUGGAAAAAAUUUGAAAAUCAUAUUUUUUUAACAAACAAUCCCUGUUCAUUUUAAAAUGAAACUUAUGUUAAUACAACCAUUUUAUAUGAAUUAAUUAUUCGUUUGAUUCAUUAAGAUGUUUGAAUUAUCCGAUAAUUUCAAUGAAAAGUCUAGAUCUAUGAUGAUUGAACAAAUGAAACAACAGCAUUGUUUCUUACAAUAUGAUAAAGAGAUGAUAUCAAAUUUUUUAAACCUUAUGAAUAUUCAUUAUACAUGGAAUUGUUAUCACAAUAAUAAUUAUAAUAAGGAUUUUGAUAUUAAUAAUAUUCAUGAAAAGUUAACUAUUGAACAUUUGAAUCCUUUCAUGUCAAUCAAUUCAUAUACAGAUUAUCCAUUUUGGUCAUCUAUGUUAAUAUCAGCAGCAACUGCAGCUGGAACGACAACAACUACAUCAGGAAUAAUACCAUUAUCUGCCACAGUAAUGCCAUCAACAAUUAUAUCACCAGUUAAAUCAUUAUCAUCCUUAUCAAUGAUGACAAUUGAUGGUUUACAGAAUGACAUUAGUAAGAUUAAUUAUGAAGAGGACUUUUUUAGUAAAUUACUUAAAUGCACUUUAAUACAAAAUGAAAACUUAUAUUCUAAUGAAAUAGAGCAGUCAAGUUUAUCCUCUUCAUCGUCAUCAUCAUCAUCAUCAUCAUGUUCAACGAAUUCAUCGUCAUCACUGUAUAUGAGUGGAAAGAAAGUCAAUGGAUUUUUUGUUAAAGAUAUAUUAAGCUUUGAUAAACAUAAAGUUAUUCGACGACAGAAGACUGAUGACAGUUUGGGAAAAGAAGUUUUAGUAAGAGGAAGAGGUGAAGAGAAAGAAGAGGAAGUUCAAGGAAUACAUAAUAAAGGCAAUAUAAAUGAAUAUAAAAUUACCAAUUGUACAGAUAUCAGUCAUAAUAAUAUGAAUUAUACUUGUGAUAAUAGUAAAGAGCCUGAGGUCGGAAUUUUACAAAAGAAUAAAUUGAUCAAUAAAUUUGCUGUUGGAUCAGAAGAAGAGGAAGAAGAAGAAGAAGAAAACGACAUUAACAACACUGUUAAUAAUAACAAUAAAAACCAUUUACGAAAGACAUUAAGUGAUGAUGGAAUUAAAUUGAAAUCCAAUCGUAAUCAUAAUAAAAAAUUGGGUUCACGUAGUAGAAUACAUGAACUAACAUCAUCGAAUAAGCUUAAUACCAAUGAUCCAAGUAAAUUACAUCUACCAGCUUGGGUAUUUUGUACCAGAUAUUCCGAUCGUCCAUCGUCGGGUCCAAGAAUAAGAAAACCAAGAAUGAACCGUUCACAUGAUGAACUUAAUUUGAAGCGACCACGUACCUCAUUUACGGUACCACAACUAAAGCGUCUAAGCCAAGAGUUCGAAAAAAAUAGAUAUCUUGAUGAAUUACGUCGAAAGAAAUUAGCUACAGAACUGGAUUUAAGAGAAUCUCAAGUGAAAAUAUGGUUUCAAAAUAAACGUGCAAAAACUAAAAAGGCUUCAGGUGCACAAAAUUGCUUGGCAUUACAUUUAAUGGCUGAAGGACUUUAUAACCAUUCAGUUCGAGUUCGUUCUGACCUAGAAGAAGAUGAAGAAGAUAGCGAUGAUAUGAAUACUUCUGAAUAAGAAUGCAAUAUUAAACAAAAUAAAGGAUAUUUAUAAAAAGAAUUGGUCGUAAAACUUGUAUAUCUUUAUAUCAUUUAUUUCUUUUCACAAUUUUAUUUAUAAUCAUAUUUCAUCAAUAUUCAUUGAAGGACAAUUUUGUCCAUACUUAUAA
Messenger RNA from Schistosoma bovis, 1942 nucleotides. Lineage: Eukaryota; Metazoa; Platyhelminthes; Trematoda; Strigeidida; Schistosomatidae. The record is from the annotation of a GenBank genome assembly.